Ostrinia furnacalis (Asian corn borer) is the source of this 5012-nucleotide messenger RNA. RefSeq lists its product as uncharacterized. The transcript has 27 exons. Gene Ontology annotation, molecular function: protein binding. The coding region runs from base 813 to 4022 and encodes 1069 amino acids. NCBI's taxonomy places the organism in Eukaryota, Metazoa, Arthropoda, Insecta, Lepidoptera, Crambidae. Gene Ontology annotation, cellular component: nucleus. Gene Ontology annotation, biological process: regulation of transcription by RNA polymerase II. The record is from RefSeq and is a predicted model, not a curated record.
AAUACGGUUCAUUUUGGCUUGUCAAUCAAAGCUACCCGGCCGAAUUAGGACGUCACAAUAGUCCGCUGCCCUCGCAUUACGACAGUUUGUUUUGUAAUCUGCCGUAUUGCACAUAGAAAAUUCUGACAGCUCGGAACCGUCACAAAAAAUAAUGUCGUUUUUAUUACAUUUUUUGAUAAAUUAUUAUUCAAAUUUCAUAUCGGCGCCGAUAGAACGUCCCUAUCGAUUUUCCUAUUUGGCGCGCGACUGUAUUUUGUACAUUUUCGAAAGGUCCGCGGCGGGGAGUCUAGUCGCUUUCGAAAAAGAUAAUAAAAAUUUUCUCAGCGACCGAACGGACGUCGCAAGCGGUGCUGUAAAUUGGUAAUAAUUCCGUUGAUUACACAGUAGUAAUACAUUGCCCGAAUAUGGGUUAGCGGCAAGGAAUUCCGAGAUCUUGCGACCAUUGACUUCUGUGAUACUUCAUAGUUUGUUUGUGUGUGUUUUCUAUUUUGUUUGUUUGAUAGUUGUGUACAGUGCAUUCCAAUCGUGAAAGUUACUAUAGAAUUGUGUUUUUGUGGUGUUUCGGAUUGUUUUGGAUGCCAGGAGUGGCCUGGGAGGAUGACCUAACGGACUCAUCAUCAGCGUCAGCUGAUCGCCGAACGUAAAAAAAGAAACAAACCACCGAAGUACGACAUUCCAAAGCAAAUGUACCUAAAAUAAAAGACAUAAGAGGCUUGAAGAACGAGCGCGAACGCAGGAGAGCACACGCGAACGCGGGCGAAGCGAACAGAGCGAGAUUAGACUGACGCGAGCGCGAACACAAAAGCACACAAAUGAAGAUGCUGCCCCAACAGUAUUGUUUAAGGUGGAAACACCAUCAUUCUAAUGUACAGAAUAUGUUCGCACAGCUGCUAGAAAAAGAGCGGUUCUGCGACGUGACACUGUACUGUUCACCGAGCUUCGCGACGCAGGUCCCCAAUAAAGACACGGUGGACCCCCACCACAUACGAGGGGUGUCUCUCAGGGCACACAGGGUGGUGUUAGCAGCAUGCUCGGAGCUCCUGGGCGCUUUGCUGGGCGCGCACGAGGCGCAGGGCGAGCCUGUGCUGGUCAUAGACGGCGCCGAGCCACGACAUCUGAGGGCGCUGCUGGAUUAUAUGUAUACUGGAGAGAUGAACGUCCACCAUUCACAGUUGGCAAGCCUUCUCAAGACGGCCGAGGAGCUGCGCAUCAAAGGCCUGACAGAUAUACGGUGGAACAAUAAAGAUGAGCCGCCUGACUGCGAGACCGGAGUAGUAACAGCCGUCCCAACACCAUUGAAACCGGAAGCGAAGCAGCCCGCGGCAGAGAAGCAGCCGUCGCCCAAACCGAAGUCGCCGAAGCAUUCCCCAGUGAAGUCGCCGAAGCAGAUGGAAGCAGAAGUCAAGAAAGAGACUGAAGAUGAGGUGGAUAUCAAGCCAGAGAAAUACACUGUUAAUGGUGGCCCACCUCCUCUCAUAAAACUACCCACAAAAGAGAAACCCAGUCCGCCGAAAAGAGAGCAUUCAGAUUCAGAAACGCCCAGUCCGAAGAGACAACGGCUCGCAAGCGGGACAGAACACACAGACGACGAAUCCGCUUCGCACUCGUUACCUGACACGGGGAGAGAACGAGACCCUGAAUGGCAACACGGGAACCUGGAUAUAACAGCGGAACGCGUGGUCGGUUGGGGCGGCGGCCCGGAAUCAGCAGGCGAUUGGUCGCGAGAGCCGUCGGACGACGAGUGGGCCGAUGCACCCACGGAUAUCGGGUCAUUCCUGCAUACCAGGCUGAGGGUCGAUGGAGACAAUAGCGCUGACGACGAAUCAAACGACAGCGCCGGCGGCGCGCGGUCGGUCUCGUCGGUCGCGGCGUCGUCGUCGUCGGUCGCCGACCGGACCGACGUCAAGGUGGAGCCGUUCGCGAUCACGCCACAGACUAAUAAACCGACGGUAGGCCCCAAAUCUGGCCCCACGGACCCCCGUUUCACAGACGUGGUGAAGCUGACGGACUACUUACAACACGGACGGAGGCCGCAGUUCUGGGAGGAGCACUAUGUUAAGAGGGUAAUGGAAGCAGUACGUAUGAAGGAAUUAGAGAUGAAGCAAGCGGCAGAGAUUCUCGGUGUGAGCUACGGGACGCUGUACGGGCGGUACAGAGACGUGUACGGGUGCAUCAACAGGCCGUACCGAACGGCCCGCGACUUCUGGCAGGCCAAAGGCCCGUCCGAAGUGCUGGAGCGACUGCAGCGCGGCGAGAUCUCGGUGGAGGCGGCGUCUCUAGCGCUCGGCGUCAGCGUCAACAACCUGGCCGCGUACAUGGCCGACUUCCCGCAGCCGCAUCAGGAGAAAGGCCCGUCCGAAGUGCUGGAGCGACUGCAGCGCGGCGAGAUCUCGGUGGAGGCGGCGUCUCUAGCGCUCGGCGUCAGCGUCAACAACCUGGCCGCGUACAUGGCCGACUUCCCGCAGACGCACCAGGAGAAAGAACCGUCCGAAGUGCUGGAGCGACUGCAGCGCGGCGAGAUCUCGGUGGAGGCGGCGUCUCUAGCGCUCGGCGUCAGCGUCAACAACCUGGCCGCGUACAUGGCCGACUUCCCGCAGACGCACCAGGAGAAAGGCCCGUCCGAAGUGCUGGAGCGACUGCAGCGCGGCGAGAUCUCGGUGGAGGCGGCGUCUCUAGCGCUCGGCGUCAGCGUCAACAACCUGGCCGCGUACAUGGCCGACUUCCCGCAGACGCAUCAGGAGAAAGGUCAGCCUUAUGAUAAGUUCCAGAUGAAAAAGCUUUCCAGAUUCAUCCAGGUGCUUCUGUAUAUGGCGGACUUUCCGCAACCACACCAGGAGAAAGGCCCGUCCGAAGUGCUGGAGCGACUGCAGCGCGGCGAGAUCUCGGUGGAGGCGGCGUCUCUAGCGCUCGGCGUCAGCGUCAACAACCUGGCCGCGUACAUGGCCGACUUCCCGCAGACGCACCAGGAGAAAGGUGCUCCAUUCAGCCAAAUGACGUCACAACUGGACAUAGACCUCCCCCAAGUUCUAGUUCUAGCGCUCGGCGUGAGCGUCAACAACCUGGCCGCGUACAUGGCCGACUUCCCGCAGACGCACCAGGAGGAAGGCCCGUCCGAAGUGCUGGAGCGACUGCAGCGCGGCGAGAUCUCGGUGGAGGCGGCGUCUCUAGCGCUCGGCGUCAGCGUCAACAACCUGGCCGCGUACAUGGCCGACUUCCCGCAGCCGCAUCAGGAGAAAGGCCCGUCCGAAGUGCUGGAGCGACUGCAGCGCGGCGAGAUCUCGGUGGAGGCGGCGUCUCUAGCGCUCGGCGUCAGCGUCAACAACCUGGCCGCGUACAUGGCCGACUUCCCGCAGCCGCAUCAGGAGAAAGGGCAAAAGGAGAAAGAUCAGCAUAAUCCAUCAGGCCCGUCGGAAGUGCUGGAGCGACUGCAGCGCGGCGAGAUCUCGGUGGAGGCGGCGUCUCUAGCGCUCGGCGUCAGCGUCAACAACCUGGCCGCGUACAUGGCCGACUUCCCGCAGACGCAUCAGGAGAAAGAGUUCGAGCCGAUCCCCAUAGAGAUAGAUCCGUCUCUAAAGAUGCGGCCUCGCACGUACAGCGCCGGCUCCGUCGCCGCCAAGCCGCCGCCAAGGAAGCUAGCGCCUGUGCCCGAAAAGCCAUUCCCCGCGAAGCCCGGCUCUCUCGACGGCGCGUUGGCCGCGGGAGAUCCCUUCCGCAAGCUGGCGCCUGCGUCGCUGACCGUCGCGCCUGCCGCCUCGGAUAAGCAGUCCAAAAAGAUAUUGAUCGGCAGCCUCAUCGACGAGGAUCCCAUCCCAGCCACCGUGAUCACCACCUCCGAUUCCAAGGUGGUUACAAACGUGACCACCCCCACCACUGCUGGCAGUGGUAAAUGGCCGACAAUCCGCGUGGCUUCUCUAGAGUCCUUAGGAGGGGCGGCCUCGCCCUCUGCUCUAAUGAGGACCCGACCCGACCUCACCAUAGUGGCGGCCAAGCGACCCGACCAAGACAACUCUGAGUCCAACUAGUGAAGUGCAUCAGUGACGCGACUAGUGCGGUGAUGUGCAACUAGUGCGGUGACUAAAAAUCACAGUGACAUUACAACUAGUGCGGUGACUAGUGACAGUAAAUCAACUAGUGUGGUGACCAGAAGAUUCGGUGACACAGUGAAUAUACAACUAGUGGAACUCAGUGACACAGUGAAUUUACUAGUGCGGUGACCAAAAAUUCAGUGACAUUGAUACUACUGCAGAUAUAUAACCUAACAGAAGGGUAGUUGACAUUGUUAUGUAUUAUUAAAAAACGCAAUUUAUUUAAAACACUUCAUUUUGAAAACGUUUAUUUUUCGUUGUUGAAAUCAAAAAAAUAGUCAAUUGAAUUCCUAACUAGUGGCAUCUUAAGGUGAGUAUAGACUAAAGCGUAUCUAUGUAAUGUAACGUUCUUACGAAUGGUACAAUACAGGUAUAAUGUACAUUUGGUUCGUGAAAUGGUGAUACUAACACUAGAACAUUUCAUAGAGCGGUUCGUUGUUCUGUUACAAGUGAAUGCUUUAAGCUUUAACUACACCAAUGCGUGCAGUACGCCAUCGCCGGCGCGAUCAAAGGCCAAUGACAGGGCCCCGAUUACGCUAAAAAUUUUCAUCGUCGUUUCAUGUCGUUUUGACAGCUAGUUGAAACGAAGCAUAGACGUAAACGUAAAGCUAAAUAUCUCAUGUGACAAGGAAAAUACUAGGAAGGUACGUCUGUUACCGUGAUACCGAAUUCGCAUCUCAGCUGGAAUGAAAAACGGAGCGCAACUGUAGAAGAAGUGCGUAUGUAUUGGAGACGUUAAAAAUUAGCGUAAUCGGGGCACAGGUCGCGUGAACUGUUAUAGGUCGCGAUGGCGAUCUGCACGCGUUGGUGUGGUUAAAGCAUUAGUCUAGACUUUCCUAUAGGUUCCUUUCUCAUAAAAAGAGUUUUGAUGUCAGGUUAUGUCAACUACUCUAUUCAAUACAGAAACAGUAUAUUAAUAACAAUAAC